Molecule: messenger RNA, 2581 nt
Organism: Poecilia reticulata (guppy)
Lineage: Eukaryota; Metazoa; Chordata; Actinopteri; Cyprinodontiformes; Poeciliidae
Gene: fam8a1a
Product: family with sequence similarity 8 member A1a
Source: RefSeq, a predicted model, not a curated record
AGGUAACGUAAAACGAAAUUUACAGCAAGCGCCUUUAACUGGCUCAUACCAUUAAUGGUUAGAGGGAGGGGUGAAAUUCCAUUUGUGGAAGCUGUAUAGUGUCUUCAUUUCUUUUAUGCAGUGGUAAAACUGUCAUUAGUCUAAUCUGUUAGGUUGUUAUUAAAAUGUCUAAUAAUAUACCACCGAAAGAGCAGUUGUAAAAGAAAUCUACAAGAGUUACCACGACCGGUGCGUCCCGUCGUUACUAACAGAGGUAGGGCCCGCUGGCUGAGGAUGAGCGGCACCAACUGUCAGGUGCAAGACUUAGAAAAGGACUUGAAUUAAUUUAUUGUGGAGUAACUUGGACGUAUUUGUGACAAUGACGGACAGCGGCAGUCGCGACGGCUCUGAAACAGAAACAAAGCAGCUCCAGGCUAACGCCACGACGGAGUACUGCUCAAAGUUGCAGCUGUGGAUGUGGGAGUAUUACUGGGGUUAUGCUAGCUGGCAGAGCUGGGCGGCUCUGUCAGCCUUCCCCUUGCCACCGCCGAGCUCUGCCGCUCAGAGACCCGCUGCUCAUUCUUCCGUUCCCGCCAGCGGACAGCAAGCGUUUGACCCCGGGAACUGGUUCGGCCACCCGUACGCUUUCAGACCCCCGGGGUCCUCGCCUCCUUCUUACCCGGGUGCUGUGCAAGCGGAGCAGCGCUCAGCCGCGACCGACGUGCGGCAGCAGAACGGAAGUCCACCGCAGGCAGGACGAGAGUACACCAUCCCCUCCCCUCUUCAGAGGUUACUGGCAGAGACGGUGGAUUUCUUCAUCCUGUUUUGUGUGAAGGCCACCAUCGUCCUAUGGAUCAUGCAUCUCUUUGGAAUGAAGGACAUUGCCAAGUUUAUCACCCACUUCAUUAUUGAGGAGAUCGAUGAGAGCACGUCCAUUGAGGACCUGCAGAAAAUGAUGGCGGUCGCUUUGGUUUACAGAGUAUUGGUCUGCGUUUAUGAGACAAUCUGCAUUUGGGGCGCCGGAGGUGCGACUCCAGGGAAGUUUCUGCUCGGUCUGCGGGUGGUGACAUGCGACACGUCCACCAUGGUACGACCCAACCGCGUUUUUGUGGUUCCAGCAUCUAAUGUUUCUCUGUCGGCCUCCACUGUGCGAGCGUUGAACAAGAACUUCUCCAUCGCUUUUCUCUUUCCCAUCUUCAUCACGCUCCUCUUCUUCCAGCACAACAGGACAGUUUACGACAUUGUGGCCGGGACCAUAGUGGUCCAACGCAGAGGGGCCUAAAAGGUCGUCCCCUUCUCCACCCCCAGCCUCCUGUCUCACAGACUCGGUCACCGCUGCAUGUCAAAGAGUGAUUGUUCUGCUUUCCAUCAGGAUCCACCUAAUUUAUUUUACAUUAAAAUUUUAUUGCACAAAAAAGAAUAAUGGGUCAUGACAUCCCUACACGGAAGUUGGACUGCACUUUAAAAGGACAUGAAUACAGAUGUGGUAACAGAAUGUUAAGUUAAAUGAAAUGAGUGGCGCGUGAGGAUUUCAAUUUUCUUAUCAAGUGUCAAUGGGAAAAAAAAGACUCUUUGUCUCUUUAAAGCAAAAAUAUAUGCAAAGUCAACCUUUUUUUUUGUUUUAAAAUCUGUCUUCAAACACCUACAUAUGAUGUGGAUAUGGUCUUUUGGUAUAUGUUGUGGUAUUGAUGCCAAACAAUUUACUUUUGCCUAACCCGAAAUAUGCAACUUUCAGGUCAAAUGGGAAGAUGUAUUAUUUGAUCAAGCUAUUUAUUUCAUAUUUUAUGAAUAAAAAAAGGCAGCAUUGAAUGCAUUUAAAAAUAUAUUUAAGUAAAAUAUAAGAUCCAUCAGCAGGACUGAAGUGGCAACAGGCCAAUCUAACCUUUUUAUGUCUCCACAUUUGAUAGCAAAGCUGCUAUUUGCUCAUGAACCCAAAGUUGUUCAUGCAGACCGAAAUGCAAAAUGUCUGCACACAAAAUUUAAUAUAUUGCACAUACUUUUGGUUUCUUGAUUCAAAAAAACAAAAAAAAAACGUCUUGCUCUGUGACUGGGCAGCUGUUUGGAUGGCCUCUGAAGUAUUAAGAUUGUUUUGUAAAUUAAAGGGUUGCAGUGAAGCGAUGUUGCGUAAUCUGUCAGUAUGUAGGGUUUUUUUUCUUUAUCAUUUGAGUUAGGAGACAAUUUAUUUAUGCAUUUGUUUUUUAAGCUAAAAUAUUUUAACUCCAAUUUGCCAUGUUGUUUCUUUAGUAACUGCUCAUGUCUAAAACAUCAGUUUGGUGAGAUUUUUCUUUAUGCAUUCUUUUCCUAUUAAAGUCGGUGAUUAUUAUAUUUGUGUGUUUAUAUAUAUAUAAUUAGUGCAGUCAUGCUGAUGCUAAAAACAAAGAGAAAAUGUCCAUUUAUUGUGCCUAUGGAUGCUUUGAACUGCUUUGAUUUAGUGAAAGUUUCUAUGCUGUGUUAUGCACAGUUUGUAAGCUACAAAAAAAGUCAUUUCGUGACUCAGGGCAACUUGUUAGCAUUGACAAUAUUUUACUUAACAUUAAAUGUAAUUUCUGUAUAUGAAUAUUAUGAGAACAUUCUGGUAUUAAAGUACUAUGCAGGAAAUGGA